Molecule: messenger RNA, 417 nt
Organism: Pseudopipra pipra
Lineage: Eukaryota; Metazoa; Chordata; Aves; Passeriformes; Pipridae
Product: feather keratin Cos1-2-like
Exons: 3
Coding region: 1-417 (138 amino acids)
Cellular component (GO): intermediate filament
Molecular function (GO): structural constituent of cytoskeleton
Source: RefSeq, a predicted model, not a curated record
AUGUUGGAUCGUGACUUCUACUCCAUCUUCCUCUUCCUUCCACGACCCAAUAAAAAGAUCCCUCUGGACAAACUGUCCAGCUCAGAGCUGGAUAAACACAUCAUGUGGUGCCCUUUGUGCCCCAAGACGUGUCCUGCACAGAGCUGUCCCUGCGGCCCGACCCCGCUGGCCAACAGCUGCAAUGAGUGCUGUGUCAGGCAGUGCCAGAGCUCCACUGUUGCCAUCCAGCCCUCUGCUGUGGUGGUGACUCUGCCCGGGCCCAUCCUCAGCUCCUUCCCACAGAACACCGUGGUGGGAUCCUCCACCUCCACUGCCGUUGGCAGCAUCCUCAGCUGUGAUGGAGUGCCCAUCAACUCCGGGGGCUUUGACCUCUCCUGCAUCACCAGCUGCUACCGUGGCAGAUGUCCCCCCUGCUAA